AUGUUUCUCGACAAUAUCUCAGAUCAAAAUGUAUUCACCUCCAGCAAUAUCAAAGCCAGCGUGAAUCAUCACAACCUUGGAGCUAUAGACUCUAAUGACUCCUUCCUUCGCUCGCCUCUGACAAUGAAGGGAUCUUCAAUGAAUGCAGGGCAUAGAGUGUGCUUCACUGAUCAGAAACCUAUGACUCCAUUCAAGAACACCACAAAUGAUAGAAGUAACAUUCAUCCACUCACAUACAAUACUGAAAAGAAGACUAUUGCAAGUGGAAAGCACUAUCAAAACUUUAGCUAGCUUAGUUAGAGAGAGGAUGUUCAGAAUGAGAACAAAGAGAAGAUGAAUAUACAGGUGAAGAACACAAAAUCGACAUCAAGCAAAAAUGCACAAUUAAAGCCAUCUUUCCAAGGUGACAGAUUUAUACCAUGCAGACCUAGCAACAACUAAUAUGAGUUGCAAUUUCAGCACGAAGAGCAGUUAUUGCUCACUAGACAAGCUCAAUACCUUAAUAGUUAGAACACAGACGCCAACGGCGAUAAUCAGGCAAAUAUGAGUAUGAAUGGGAGUGCUAGUGCCGGAAAUUUGGCAGGAAAUAAUGGAUUCGGGCCAGAUGGAUAACCUCUUUCCUCUUAAAGUCAAUAAUCUCAGCAAAUAGGUAGUUCUAUGAUGAUGAAUGGUGCUACUAACGCUGGCGACCAAAAUAUGAACAUUUACUCUAAUCUGUUGCAAACUUAGUGCCUUGGAGAUUCUUUUUAUAGUAAUGAGGGAGGAUAUUAAAAUUUAAGUCAUUUCGGAAGUGGAUAUGGAGUCAAUGAUUUAGGAAUCUCUUCGAAUUUACCAAUAGGUAUUUAUUCAAGCCAAGCUGGAAAUCCAGUAAUCGGUUCUGGCAUGAUUGGAGCUACCUCGUUAAACCAUACCAUUAGCAACAUGAUGGCCAAGUCUAAGAAAAGCAUCUUUAAGUACACUAACAAAGAUAAAUAUCAAAGUGAGAACAGCGCGCCUUAUCAAGUCAGUCCUCUUCUAAACAUCGAUACCACUGAAUAAACUUCUCCAAGUGUGAAGAAUACUCGUAAAAUACCUAAAAUGCCCUUCAAGGUACUAGAUGCUCCUCAACUUUAGGAUGAUUUUUAUCUCAACCUUGUUGACUGGUCAUCAACCAAUAUUCUCGCAGUUGGGCUUGGAAGAGCAGUUUAUAUUUGGAGCGCUUGCACAAGUAGAGUUACAAAGCUCUGUGAGGUGCCUCAUGAUGACUCCAUCACAUCAGUUGGAUGGUCACAAAGAGGAACUCACCUAGCAGUUGGAACUAACUCAGGCGACACUUAAAUUUGGGAUACCACCCAUUGCAAAUUAGUAAGAACCCUAACAGGCCAUUUAAGUAGAGUUGGGUGUGUUGCUUGGAAUAAUUCAAUUGUGAGUACAGGCUCUCGUGAUCGUAAUAUAUUAUAAAGAGACUUAAGAGCUCACAACCAAGUUGUUUCCAAGCUAGUUGGCCACAAGUAAGAAGUUUGCGGUUUGAAGUGGUCAUUUGAUGAUAUGUAACUUGCUUCAGGCGGAAAUGACAAUAAGCUGAUGGUAUGGUCACUCUAAGGAGGUGAAUCACCACUUGUAAAGUUCUCAGAUCACACAGCUGCUGUAAAGGCUAUUGGAUGGAGCCCCCAUCAAAAUGGUCUUUUAGCCUCAGGUGGUGGAACAGCAGAUAGAUGCAUAAGAUUCUGGAACACCCAUACACUCUAACCUAUCAACUACAUCGAUACAGGCUCAUAAGUAUGCAACUUGAUGUUCUCUAAGAAUGUGAACGAAAUCGUGAGCACCCACGGUUACUCAUUGAACUAAAUUAUCAUGUGGAAAUAUCCUUCUAUGCAAAAAGUUGCAACACUCACUGGGCAUACUUACAGAGUGCUAUAUCUAUCAAUGAGUCCUGAUGGCUAAAAUAUAGUAACAGGAGCAGGAGAUGAGACUCUUCGUUUCUGGAGCGCCUUCCCAUCCUCUAAUAAGGGUAAAUCCUCUCUAGAUUGUGGAAGCUUUGGAGGCAGUAGCAUGAGUCAAAUCUUCCCAAGCAGCAUGGACAUUCGCUGA
This is a messenger RNA of Stylonychia lemnae, 2070 nucleotides long. NCBI's taxonomy places the organism in Eukaryota, Ciliophora, Spirotrichea, Sporadotrichida, Oxytrichidae. The record is from the annotation of a GenBank genome assembly.